GACUGAGAUACAAGAAGUGUAAACCCGCGAUAUCGCCACUAACCACCGCAAACUUUAACGUAUUUUAUGUAGCAAAGAUGUUUAACACGGGCGUUCAGCGUCCUUAUUGUGGGACCUCUCGGGGAAAUCAAAUUGGGCCGAGAAAAAUCUAUGUUUAUGACGGCCGCUUCGAAAAUAAAAAGGUUACCGGGACCUCACUGGAAACAAGUGGUUGGGACUUCAAUUACUUCCUUCAAAUUUUGCAAAGGGAAUUUGAAAUCAAUCCACAUGAAAUAUUUGUGUUGGUCACCACAGACAGAACGGUCCUGGAUUUUGACAAAUUUGAGGAACUUCAAGAUGGCAGUACAAUAUACUUACUGCAACAGGAGGACCAAGUUCUACCAGUGUCAACGGAGGAGCCAAUCAUGUUUAUUCCUCAUUAUGAUACGUUGAUCAGGAGUGGCAUGUAUGAGUACUACGCUAGUGAGGGCCAGAAACCAUUACCCUACGCGUUUGCUGAGCUGAUCGACAACGCUCUGUCAGCCACAGCUAAAAACACAGGAAUGAGGACGAUAGAGCUACGAAUGCUUUUUGAUGAAAGCAAUGGGAAACCUGCAGUGGUUGUCCUAGAUAACGGAUGUGGGAUGACCUCUAAGCAGCUCAAUAACUGGGCAGUGUACAGACUCUCUAAAUUUACCAGGGCAAACAGCACGCUCAUAAGUAAGCAUGAGGGGUAUGUUCGGCCUGAUCCUGUCCCUCGUAGUCUCAACAGUGAUAUAUCCUACUUUGGGGUUGGAGGAAAACAGGCUGUUUUCUACAUCGGGCACUCAGCCAGGAUGAUCAGCAAAGCCAGGAACUCCCCAGAUGUUCAUGAGCUGGUUCUGUCGAAGGAGGAUUUUGAGAGAAAGGAGAAGAACAGAGAGGAUAUUUACAGUGGGAUCAUCAGAAAAAGGAAGCCUGGUGACUCCUCACAUGUGAAUAACAAUGAUGAGCGCUUCCUCCACUCCUUAAUCGCUGAGGAAUAUGGGAAGGAAAGCUUCACAGCUGUGGUCAUCACAGGAAUCUUACCUGAACAUAUCACCUUUUUGAAACAGGAUUUUCAAGCGUGGACCAGAGAGCUAGCUCACAUAUAUCACUAUUACAUCCAUGGAGUUAAUGGAAAUGACAUGAGUAACAACGCUGCAAACUCAAAUCAUCUGUCUAAAAUUGACAUUCAGGUCACCUUGCAAGAAAAGCCUUCCAGAUGUCCGCGUGUGAUGAAUCUCAGGGAGGUUGACGAUGACAUGCAGACUCUGUACAUAAAUGCUGCUGCAGACACGUUUGAGUUUAAGGUCAGCACCGGACUAGACACUGGCACGGUGGAGGGGGUGAUUCGGUAUCAUCCUUUCCUCUAUGACAAGGAGACUUACCCUCAAGACCCAAAUGCUGUGCAAGCACUUCCUGAUGACGAGGAUGACGAUAAUGAGUCUGGAGUCCAGCAUCAAGCAAGAGGAAAGAGGCCGAUCUUUGAGUGCUUCUGGAAUGGACGGCUCAUACCUUACACCAGAGUACAUGAGUUUGAUUGGUGUGCCUGGCCCAUUAAAGGAGCAAAUAAAGAUAGAGAACCUCUGCCUAAAGAGUGUUACAGUCGAUUUUCAGGGGUCCUGUUCACAGACGACAGAUUCCAGGUCAGCACAAACAAGCUCACCUUCGUGGACCUGGAGCUGAAAAUGAGGAACAAGGAAACUAUCUUCACACGCGUUGUUAACAGACAGGGGCAAAGAACUAACAUUCAGAAGGACUUCACGCAGUGGCUAAAACACUGUCAUGAGAACUUGGACAAGCAAGUGAAAUUCCUGGGCUUUCAGGAGAUCAUAACUCGAACAGAUCAGCAAGCUAAGAAAAAAACACAUCCCUGGGCAACGUUCUCCGCCAUCCAGUUGGACGGCAAAAUAUACAAAACAGGCCAACUUGUGAAGUCUCAGAGAACGCAGCCCAUUCAUCAUGGUACUGUGGUUCGAUUUUUGCUGUAUGGAAAUCAUAACCAAGAUGUUUUUGCCACUGGAGGACAGGUUGAAGUGUCUCUAGAACCCAAAGGACUUCAUGAGAUGACCAAGAUCAUACCUAUCUCAAAGCUUGACAGGACCGUCAGUGAUGAAGCCAUCAAGAAAAGCAUUGAAAAUGAUAUCGCCAAGCUCCCACAUAUACUAAAAGUGGACUGGCCAGAUGGUAACCUCUGGCCAGAGAAUGCUGUUUGUCUGGCUGGGUCUCCAUUUGGGCCGCUCAAAAUCGAAAUACUGAACAAGAAAGGAGAGUCAAUGUCCAGGAUGCCAACAGUGAGACAGAUAGUGAUAAAACUGAGUGUCAAGCUCAAAAUAGUUCAACAUGGUCCUACAAACAAUGUAGAGGUUGUCACUUUUGUUGCCCAGCACUCACCAAAGUACGGUUUCUGGUUCAAGAAAAUGGAGAAUCUGACCAACCCAGGGAAGUACACACUGUUCUUGAACACCACCAUAAGUGACACUGAUGCCACCGUCUUUGGAGACAGAAACCUUCCAAGCUACAAACUCAAGUUCACCAUCAAAGAGGGUAAUGCUGAGAGUUUCGAUAUGGGUGUUGCGAGUUCCACUCUUCGCGUAGGGGUGCCAUUUGACAUUCCUCUGCAGCUAAAAGAUCGUUACGGCAACUUAACAAUGCCUCUUCCUAAUCUCCAGCCAGUACUCACAUGCAGUGACCUGCGUCUGAGCUAUGACACAGUGGACAGCAGUGGGACCAAGUUCAUCAUCAAAGGGGUCAAAGCAAGAGGAAAAGUCUUGAAUUACCAACAACCCAAGACAUAUGACCUGAAGGUGACCCUGACCGGUCUGAAAAAAGACACGCAGACUUUGAAGAUCAGUCUGCUCCCUGGUAAUCCACAUUCUCUCCAUGUGAAGACAAAAGAAGACCCAAUCAUAGUAGAGAAUGGAAAUCCUGUCAGGUUCAAUGUUGAAAUUCAUGAUGAAGCUGGAAACAUCACUGCUCAGCCCAAAGAGAUAGUUUACUGCCAGGUUCAGGAGCUUCCACCUGCAACAAUUGACUGCAGCACAGGAGCAGGACAGCUUGUGACAAAGCCCAUAAACCUGAAAAUAAUCGAGGGAGAACCAGAAAAGCUCAAAGUUAAAUUUUGGAUGCCUAGUCAGAGGAGAAUACCGUUGGUCUUUAGGGAGCUAAAGGUGAUGCCCAGCUCAAGGGUCUCCCUGAUAAAGAUCUGCAGUCAAGAUGAUGAGAAUCUGGUGCUGAAGAACAAUGAAAAGAUAGAAUGGCUGGCUGGAGGCUCACUGGAGAACCUGUUCUAUAAGCUGUAUGAUGAGGCUGGCAGAGCAGUACCUCCCACUGCUGAAAUAGCCUCUAUGAUCAAGGUUAACUGGAAAGCAGAUAUUGAUCUAAAAGAUCUGGUGCAGGGGAAGCUGCCGGACAUAAUGGUGCCCAUACAUGUGCAUGAAAAGCGCUUCUACCAGGUGUCCUACCAAGACCAGAGUGUGUCUGUUUCCUUUACUAUAGUACCUCGUCCAGAUGAACCAAAAAAGCUGAAAGCAACUCUGCUCCAAAAUGCAGUGAAGCUGGGUGAAACCCUAUCUGGAAACAUCCGCUUGGAGCUUGUGGACCAGUACGACAAUGCAACCAAUUCGCUAACCUCUGCCUGUGUGAAACACAUGACUGUGAAAGAUGAGGGCCUGGACAAAUCGGCUGUCACUUUCAAAUGGCAGGAGAGUAGCAGCUCUGUCGAGGUGACAGGAAUAUGUUUCCCGUCUGGGACUCCAGGCAUCAGAGAGAUUUGCUUCACUUACCAGGGCUAUGUAGCAUCAGUCAUGGUCAAAGUGAACCCUGGAGACCCUGCGGAGCUUAAACUAGUCAGCGGACCUAAGCAGCCUUUGCAGGUGUUAAAUGACCACGGCAUCCCCACACCAUUCCUCGUCCAAGUGUUUGACAUGUGGGGAAACCCCUCUCCAGACAAGAGGGUUGUGGUAGAAUUGAGAUCUUCUCCGCCAGCACUGAAGGUGACGACAGCUGUUACUUCACAACCAGUGGACGCAGAAGGAAAAGCCUCUUUCACAGUUACCAGUGUGAGUGGACCAAAGGGGUACUAUCAGCUAGAGUUUAACUGUUCCCUCAACAACAAACCCAUCCCUGGUCCAUCAGUGAACUUCACUGUUCUACCUGAUCCCAACAAACCUGUCAGCCUGGCAGUGGAGUAUAACACCUUGGCCAGGUUUCCUGCUGGAGGCACCUUCCCAGUGUUCUUUGUGACUGUGGUGUCUGAUGACGGUAGCCCGAUGACAACUUUUAACCCAGCUGCUGCACUCAUGUUGCUGUGGGAGGGAGUACCAACAGAAACAGCACCUCAACCAAAAGUCACUAGGCUGAGAUGUAGUAAGCCCAUGGAGAAUGAGAGAAAAGACUGUUUUCACUUCAGAGAUAAAGAGAUCCCAGAACGUGCUGGAAGGUACACCAUCCAGUUUUCUCUGUCCAUCAGCAAUACAAAAGUUCUGUUCAGUGAUGAGAUUCCUAUAAAUGUAGUAGCCAAUCAUCCUGUCAAACUGAGACCUGACUCCGAGCCACCCGCCCCAGUCGUUUCCUGCUCUAAGGAUGUUGCUAACCGAACCUUGGUGAAGAAUAUGACCCUGAGAAUAAUGGAUGCAUAUGGAAACCCAGCAGGGCAGGAUCUGGGUGGAAAGGUGGUCAUUUCUAUAACAAGCUUGAGUGGCAAAAGUAACAUCCCUCUGUUUGAGGGCAAAGCCAACAGAUGUGAAAUUGGCCUGACAGAUGGAAAAGUCCACAUCACUAGAUUGACCAUCAUGGAGAAUAGCCCUGGUGAUGUUGGCAGUGUUUACACCCUCCUCUUCAAACCUGAAGUGCCAAUGGUUCCCAAGCCCCUGGCUCCUUUUGGGCUCACCUUUCACUUUUACAAUGAUGCAGUAAACCAACAGAAAAUGCGUGAGCUGUUAAAAAAGAAAACUGAGCUGACUGUUGCUGUCACUGCACAUAAUGACCUCUUGACUGGUUACAAAGAUGUACUUAAAUUGCUGACAGAUCAAGAACUGACUGCAAAUCACAAAGAGACUGAGCUCAGAAAUGUGCUCAAUAGUAGGAACAUGGGAAUAGUAAAACCUCUAUCUAUCCCAGAUAUUGACAGACUCCUAAAUGACAAAACCAUACAAGCUGAUGAGAUUCUGAAAAUACCGAGAAGAGUCUGCUCCAUCCGUGACAACUUCAGGGGACAGCAGGAUGUUUUGGGAAUGGUUGGUCACUUGGCCUGUGUGCUGGAUGAUGAUGCUGCAAGAGUUAUUUCCUGGCACAUCAGGGGUGACAUGGAUUGUGUCAUCACCAAAACAACAGAAGCAGCACAGAGGAUCUAUAAGGACACGCAGGGCAGGCAGCAGGUCAUGGCCCUUGACAGCAUAUUUGUGUCACCGUUAAACAGACCUCUGCCUCACAUAAGAAACGGACACAUACUCUUUAAUCCCCCUGGGAACCCAGUCUACGCCAGAGACCUCCUGAUUUACCCCCACAACAAGGAGAGCUGUGACAUUGUGUUUAAAAACAUCCUCGGAGACACUAUUCUGAUUGAUGACCUGGACUCUGGAAACAAAUACAGGCGCACGGUGGUGCAGAACAAGAUACCCUGUCCCACCAUACUGACCAGGGAGGGGGACAGGAUCAGUGGCAAGGGCAAGUUUGGAGGGGCACAGAACAAAGCCCCACAGACAAACACAUCACUAAUGUUUGGAGCCCCCCUCCCACAGGAUUACCACACACUUCAGGAACAAAUAGACCUGCUCAGACAGUACCGUACAGCUGUGCAAAAGAGAGACAGCGCAGAAAAAGAACGUCAGGAACACUUAGAAAAGAUGAGGUCUCCUCAGAUGCUGCAGAAUAAACAAGAUAUGGAGGAGAAAAAGAAGCAGCUGGAGGAGAUUGAAAGAGAACUUGUGACUAAACCCAUCAGAUCAAUGAAACGGGGGCCAGAGGAUGCUGGCGAGCCUUCUGGCAUCAAUACAAAAAGGACAAAAUAGAGUUCCACAUGAGACAGUCCUGAGCCAAACCUUUUUGGUCAUUUUAUUAUUAUUUUCAAUUUUUUUUUAGGUUAAAUUGUUGUAAUUUUAUAUUUGUAGAGAUUUGUUUCCUUAUGUUUUAACACUUUUGUAAAAAUCAAAACUGCCUGCUCCUGACAAAAUUAUGUGCAUAGCAUGAUGCCUGGAUCUUUCCUACACCAUCAAAAGAUUUUUCUGUCAACAGUGAACAGCUGGCAGCAGGGUUACCAUAUGACCAGAACGUUGAUGGUAUCUUGCUGUUGCUGAAAUUUACAAGUUUGUUCGUAAAAAUACUAAGAAGCUAUUAUGUGUCUGCUUUUACAGUAAAAUACUGAUGAUUUGUUUAUUACUGUUUAUCUGUUCUUUUUCACAAGAGGUACUGUUUAUUUGUGGAUGUUUAUGUUUAUUGUGAACUGCAGUAUAUAUUUACCACAUGCUACUGUAUAAUAUAUUGAUUAAUUCAUUGCUAUCAAAGAGGACUACAUAGAUAUUUUUAAACCUUGUGAUUUUAUCAAUUACCUGCUCUUUGCAUUCCAUUGGUCAUUGCAUCUUCAAAUUUUAAGACAAAUAAUACAAUUUCAAAGUGUCUUUUCAAA
Molecule: messenger RNA, 6625 nt
Organism: Lates calcarifer (barramundi perch)
Lineage: Eukaryota; Metazoa; Chordata; Actinopteri; Centropomidae
Gene: smchd1
Product: structural maintenance of chromosomes flexible hinge domain containing 1
Biological process (GO): chromosome organization; double-strand break repair
Cellular component (GO): chromosome
Molecular function (GO): protein binding; ATP binding
Source: RefSeq, a predicted model, not a curated record